Emiliania huxleyi CCMP1516 is the source of this 3103-nucleotide messenger RNA. Its product is annotated as putative ABC transporter. Gene Ontology annotation, cellular component: membrane. The coding region runs from base 40 to 3033 and encodes 997 amino acids. The transcript has 5 exons. The record is from RefSeq and is a predicted model, not a curated record. Lineage: Eukaryota; Haptophyta; Isochrysidales; Noelaerhabdaceae. Gene Ontology annotation, biological process: transmembrane transport; regulation of DNA-templated transcription. Gene Ontology annotation, molecular function: DNA-binding transcription factor activity; ABC-type transporter activity; ATP hydrolysis activity.
GGGAGGUGCGGCCACCCUCACCCUGAGGAGGAGAGCUCGAUGGACCCGGACUGGACACCGCCUCGCGGGGGCAUGCGACACGGCGAGGAGAGCCGCGGCAGCGGCGCUCCGUGCGUGACGACGAGGCGUUCGGCCGCUGCAGGCUCGUCCUCACAGGCGGCGUGGCCGCCGCGCCCCGGGGCCGACCUGUCGAGCCUGGACAAGGACCUCUUCAGCGACACGGACGGCUCGGACGAAAACACGGACGAGGAGGAGGAGGAGACCCCGCCCGCCGCGCGCCGCACGCCGCACGCCGCGGCCGUCCGCCGCCGCCCGCAGGCCGCUGGCAAGCGCAAGGCGAAGGCCGCACUGGCGUGCGAACAGGAUCACAAGGCGCGGGCGAGGGAGCUCGCCGCGAGGCGCCGAGAGCGGCACGAGGCGCUGCUGCCGCCGCAAAAGGGGUUGCGGACGGCGGAGGCGCGCCGCUUGCGAGCGGUGAGCGAAAGGCUGGAGCUGCCAGAUCCGGACGACGCCGAGGCGAGCGGCGCCUUCAUGGACUCGGUGCUGGGCAACUAUGUCGGCAGGUUGCGCGCAGAGGGCGAGGCGCGGGGCGCGACAGUGAGGGCUGGCUUCACACGCACGCAGACCCUCGUGGCCGGCAUGCCGGUCCCGCCGCGGUGCCGGUUUGUGGCCGGCUGGGACGCAAUCAACGCCGCGGCGCAGGCGGCGGCGGCGCGCCAAAAGGAGGCCGCGGCGGCGGAGCUGGCGCGGCCGCCGGUGGCGGAGGCGGAGGGGCUGCGGCUGCGCCUCUCGAGCAGCAGUAGCACCCGGUACAGGGGCGUGCGUGAGAUUCAGUCUGGCCGCUUCCAGGCGGAGUACAGGGUGGACGGAAGGAAGGUCUGCCUCGGCACCUUCGACACGGCGGUGGAGGCGGCGGUGGCGUACGCGCGGGUGGUCGGCGAGGGGGCGGUCGGCGAGGGGGCUAACGCGGAGGAGGCGGAGGGGCUGCGGCUGCACCUCUCCAGCAGCAGCAGCACCGGUUACAAGGGCGUGCGCGCGGACAAGAGCCGCUUCGAGGCGCGGGGAGAGGUGGACGGAAGGAGAGUCUCCUUCGGCUCCUUCGCCACGGCGGUGGAGGCGGCGUCUAAAGACAAAGAGCCGGGCGGCACUGACGCCGCCGGGCGGCCUCUCGUCCUCAUACACAGCGGCAAGUUCGGCCCGGCGACGCGAGACCUCGAGGCGAGCGUGCGCUCCGUCUUUUACGAGAUCGAGAGGGUGAUCGCGCAGCUGCCGCCCGGCCAGGCCCAGUUCGCCGUCUUUUACGACCGUACCGGCUUCUCCAUCAAGAAGAACUGGGACUUAGCCGCCACGGCGCCGCUGGAGCUGCUCUACUGCGGCCUAACCAUCUGCUCCGACGGCUGCUCGCAGCUGCAGUCGGCGCUCUGGGGCCGCCUCUCCUUUCGGAUCACGCAGCGCGUCUCGCUUCGCCUCUUUGAGCACCUGCACGCGCUGUCGCUCCGCUGGCAUCUCAACCGCAAGACGGGCGAGGUCCUCGCCGUGAUGAACCAGGGCGUCGGCGCGGUCGCGACGCUACUGCAGGUGGCAACCUUCUCCAUCUCUGCGACGCUGCUCGAGCUUGUCCUCACGUCUGCCGUCUUCGCAAAGAUCGGCGUGCCGGCCAUCUCGCUGUGCGUCGUCGGCGGCGCGGCACUCUACACGUGGUACACGGUCGCCCUGACAACGAUGCGCGUCGGCCAGCGCCGCGAGGUGAACGGGGCAAGCAAGAGGGCGCAGGACGUGGUCGUCGACUCGCUGCUCAACUUCGAGACGGUCAAGCUCUUCGCCGCGGAGGCGACGGAGGCGAGGCGGUACGGCGGCUUCACGACGGCGCUCAGCGAGCUGCAGGUCAAGGCGCAGGACUCGCUCUCCCUCCUCAACUGGGGCCAGACCGGAGCGAUGCAGCUCGGCUCGCCGCGCCCGCUCGCCAGCCCGAGCAUGCUCGGCGGGCUGCUCGUCGCGUGCGGCGCGACGGCCGGCGGCGGGAUGAGCGUCGGCGACUUUGUCAUGAUCCAGCUCUACAUCACCCAGCUCUUCCGGCCGCUCUCAAACUUGGGCGGCAACUACCGCCAGCUCACCCAGUCGCUGACCGACGUCGAGAAGAUGGCAGAGCUGCUCGAGACGGCCGUCGAGGUCGUGGACGUGCCAGGCGCGGCCGACCUGCGCGCGGUGGCGAGCUCCUGCCCUCGCGAGCAGCGCGACGUCGUCUUCGAGGCCGUCUCCUUCCGGUACGCCGGGCCGAGCUCUCCGGGCGUCUCCUCCCUCUCGCUGCGCAUCCGGCCGGGCGGCAGCGUCGCGCUGGUCGGGCCGAGCGGCUCCGGAAAGUCGACGAGCACACGCCUCCUGUGCCGCCUCCUCGAGGUGCACGCCGGCCGCGUCCUCGUCAGCGGCGUCGACGUUCGCUCCGUCACGCAGCACUCGCUCCGCUCGGUUGACACCGUCCUCUUCAACGCGAGCGUGCGCACCAACCUCGUCUACGGCGCGCCGGACGCGACCGACGCGCAGAUCCAGGCGGCGUGCGCUCUCGCGCGGGUCGACUCGUACCUCGCGCGGCUCGAGAAGGGGCUCGACACGGCGGUCGGCGAGCGCGGCCUCCGCCUCUCGGGCGGCGAGAAGCAGCGGCUCGGCAUCGCGCGCGCGCUGCUGCGGGAGCCCUCCGUGCUCGUGCUCGACGAGGCGACGAGCGCCCUCGACACCGAGACGGAGCGCGAGGUGCAGGACGCGCUCGACGCGGCGGCGGCCGGCCGCUGCACGCUCGCGAUCGCCCACCGGCUGUCGACGAUCGUCAACGUCGACGAGAUCCUCGUGCUCAAGGGCGGCGUCGCCGCAGAGCGGGGGACGCACGAGGCGCUGCUCGAGGCGGGCGGGCUGUACGCGUCCAUGUGGAGCAAGCAGGCCAACCUCGAGCGGAGCAAGGCGGCGAGCGGCGAAGGCCGGCUCACCUGCCACGAGUGCAAGUGCUGCAACGAGGAGUGCUGCAAGGGGUGCGGUGGCUAGGGCGGCGGUGGCCCAGCGGCGCGCAUGCGGAGUAGGUAUGACGUAUGAUUCUUGUGGAGCUCUGAAAAAA